This is a messenger RNA of Salvia hispanica, 1619 nucleotides long. It is a transcript of the gene SPDS3, whose product is annotated as spermidine synthase 3. Gene Ontology annotation, biological process: spermidine biosynthetic process. NCBI's taxonomy places the organism in Eukaryota, Viridiplantae, Streptophyta, Magnoliopsida, Lamiales, Lamiaceae. The record is from RefSeq and is a predicted model, not a curated record. Gene Ontology annotation, molecular function: spermidine synthase activity. Gene Ontology annotation, cellular component: cytosol.
CCUUUUUUUGGUGGGAAGAACACUCCAUAAAUAAUCGAUUUGCUCAUAUAAUUCUCUCCAUCACUACCGCGAUUCUCCUCCAUUGAUAACGCCAGCACUGGAGCUGUGCACUGAAGAUUUCAGUCGCAAUUUCUCCCAUCAAUAAUAAUUACUACUUUCUACGUUUCGAGAAUUUAUUCCUCUGCUUUUUCGCUGCCAUUUUCUCCUCAUCCACAGCUUUUUCUGAGAAAUCCACAUUCGCAACAGAGACUGGAUCCACAGGAGAAAAGGAUAAUUUAUGGAGGGCGACGCAGGAAGAGGUUCGGAAUGCCUGAGGACUACAGGUGGGAGGGCGAGUAGUGACAAUGGUUCUAGUAAGGCCAUAAGUAUACCCUCUUGUUGCUUGAAAGCAAGGGCAUCUGCACCGGAGCUAGAUGCCAAGUGCCACUCAACUGUUGUUUCUGGAUGGUUCUCUGAAAUCCAGUCAUCCUCCGAUGAGUCUUUGAAGGAAGUCUACUUUAACAACCCAAUGUGGCCAGGAGAGUCACACUCCCUGAAAGUCGAAAAGAUUUUGUUCAAGGACAAGUCAAAGUAUCAAGAGGUUCUGGUUUUCCAGUCAUCAGCAUAUGGAAAGGUUCUUGUGCUAGAUGGCAUUGUUCAGUUGACGGAGAAAGAUGAAUGUGUUUACCAGGAAAUGAUAACCCAUCUCCCUCUUUGUUCAAUUGAAUCACCCCAAAAUGUUUUGGUGGUAGGUGGUGGUGAUGGUGGCGUCCUUAGAGAAAUUGCCCGUCACAGCUCUGUGAAGUUGAUUGAUAUUUGUGAAAUCGAUCAGAUGGUCAUAGAUGUAAGCAAGAAAUUUUUUCCAGAGUUAGCUAUUGGUUUUGAGGAUCCUCGUGUGCAUCUUCAUGUUGGUGAUGCUAUUGAAUUUCUAAAGCAAACACCUGAAGGGAAAUAUGAUGCAAUUAUUGUUGAUUCGUCAGACCCUGUGGGUCCUGCUCAGGAGCUUGUGGAGAGACCUUUUUUUGAGACCAUUGCCCGAGCAUUAAGGUCCGGUGGUGUUCUUUGUAACAUGGCAGAAAGUAUGUGGCUUCAUACACAUCUAAUCCAGGAUAUGUUAACUAUAUGCCGAGACAUUUUUAAAGGUUCUGUGCGUUAUGCAUGGGCUAAUGUCCCUACAUAUCCAAGUGGCGUUAUAGGGUUUCUAUUAUGCGCAACUGAGGGGCCACCUGUUGAUUUUGUACACCCUAUCAACCCUAUUGAGAAGUUGGAUGGUGCACUUGACUAUAGAAGGGAAAUUAAAUUUUACAACUCCGAGAUUCAUAGAGCUGCCUUUGCAUUGCCAUCUUUCGUAAGGAGGGAGGUAGAAGCUCUCCGGGGUUGACCAACUUCUUUAAAGUCAGCCGAAGCUGGUUUUGUGCCUCGUUGCGCACCAUAUUAAACAUGUCAAUGGCGUUUGCGUCGAUAAGACUCUAUUAUUAUGACUGAUGAUGCCUGACUAGGGUUAGAGUGGGGAUAAUACAUAUUCUAAUUAGUGUGGAUUUUUGGAUUUGGCUGUGGUUGAUUUGUUGCUUGUGUUACUGGAGUCGUAUUGUGUAUGUGGGUGGUGUUGUGUUUUUCAAUAAAUUCGUCAUGGUGUUUCA